Messenger RNA from Siniperca chuatsi (mandarin fish), 1984 nucleotides. RefSeq names its product protein Z, vitamin K-dependent plasma glycoprotein a (gene proza). Gene Ontology annotation, cellular component: extracellular region. NCBI's taxonomy places the organism in Eukaryota, Metazoa, Chordata, Actinopteri, Centrarchiformes, Sinipercidae. The transcript has 9 exons. The coding region runs from base 227 to 1504 and encodes 425 amino acids. Gene Ontology annotation, biological process: proteolysis; blood coagulation. Gene Ontology annotation, molecular function: calcium ion binding; serine-type endopeptidase activity. The record is from RefSeq and is a predicted model, not a curated record.
GGCUCUUCUUUGUCAUUACACUCACCACGCGCAGUCAACAGUGAGAAGGUUGAGUGAGCAGGUUUAGAUGUGGUCGUCAUCCGUUGUUUUGGAUCGAUAGGCCCGAUCCGUCCAGGAGGCUGCGGUGUGUUUCAGGACCAGCGGGGAAAGGGACCAAGCCGAGCCGGAGUACACGUUGAUCCCUGCUGCGCCGACAACUUGACUCAGAUCAGGCUUCAGUGUCACCAUGCGCUCCUUGACCACAUCUGCCGCACUGCUGUGUCUGCUGGUGGGGGCUGUGGCAGCCGUUCAGACCCCCCAGACAGUGUUCUUGGACAAGCAGCACGUGAGCGCGGUGAUCUCUCGUCAGAAGAGGAACGUCAUCGGCAGUAACCAGCCUUCCAGCCUGGAGCAGGUUUGCAUGGAGAAGGUGUGUACCUACGAGCAGGCCAGAAGUAUCUUCCAGGACUCGUACCGCACGGAUAUCUUCUGGGCUGUCUACAUUGACGGAGACCAGUGUGCGGAGAACCCCUGCAAGAAUGGAGCCAUGUGUUCGGACAGCGUGGGAGGCUACGACUGCGUCUGCAAGUCGGGUUUCACAGGGGUCCACUGUGAAAAAGACCUGACUCUGUGCACCCUGGAAAAGAACAUGGGCUGCUCCCAGUUCUGUAAACCAGGCUACGUGUCCUACGAGUGCUCCUGCGCCCGUGGAUGGAAGCUCAGCCAGACGGACAGGAAUAAGUGUGAGCCUGCAGUCAAAUUCCCCUGUGGUAAGGUGAACAGUCUGAGUCGGUGGAAUGACAGACAGUCCAGCAACAUUCGCAACAACUUUGAAGGACUUAGCUGUACUUCUACAGAGUGUCCCUGGCAGGCUUUCCUGAAGAGUUCAGAGUCCACAGGUUUCUGUAGCGGAGUCAUUCUGAAGGAGAACCUGGUCUUGACUUCAGCUCACUGUGCCAACAAAUACAUCUCCUUCAAGGUGGCUGUCGGAAAGCGCAGCACCAACGAUGAAGACGGAGAGCAGACGCUGCAUGUAAAAAUUGUUCACGUCCACCCGCGCUAUGUGGAAGGUCGCCCUGAAAAUGACCUGGCUGUGAUUGAGCUCCGCGACCGCAUCCUUUUUAAGAAAGAAGUGAUUGCUGCUUGUCUGCCAGAAAGAGACUUUGCAGAGAGCGUCCUGAUGACGGAAGAGUUCCCGGCCAUAGUCACCGGCUGGAAAGAACCCAGUCAGGGUUCUUCUUUCCAGGGCCCGCUCACCCUCAACCAGCUGGUGUACAGGAGCCUGCCACAGUGUCUGGAGACCCAUCCCAACCUGAUGACCAAUAAAAUGGGCUGCACCACUCCCCGGACCAAUGCCGACUGCACCAUGAGCUCUGGCAGCCCCCUGCUCACCCUGUAUAGGGAGGUGUUCUUCCUCACUGGGGUGGUCAGCCAGCCACCAGGGGCCGACUGCACUAACGGCUACAUCUUCCAGAAAGUGUCGCGCUACCUCGGCUGGCUGCAGCCGCUCAUGGGUUCACGUUAGGUGGGGCAUGGAGAACAUGGAGGUCACUGGUUAUGGAAAAUAUAGGAUAAUGCAGGUGAAUAAAUACUAAAAACAGGGAAUCAGAAGAACAUUUUCAUUGUGCAUUUGUAGCUGAACCUCGUUUUGUCUUUCUGUCUUUUAAUAAUACUCAUCUUCUAAUGGAAAAAUGAUCUUUUUAACAACCAUAAAGUCUCAAUCUAGGUUUGCAUCUUAUCUGUCUUUGAGGACUUCCUCAUUUAUCCACAAGGUGGCUCUCUAUUAACAUAAACAGAGGCACUUAUAUGCCUACCAACCAGAGGGUCAGAGGCAGCAAAGGAUACAGUGAAUUAUUCAGCAUGUGUUUUGUGAAGUGGACAUACCUUUUAAUAACCUUUUAAGUGAUGUUAUUUUUAGCGACUACUGUACUGGUUGAUAUGCACCUUGUAACACUCCAGGUAAUCACUGUUCUAUAAAUGUAAUAAAUCCUAAUAACACACCGGA